Messenger RNA from Dermochelys coriacea (leatherback sea turtle), 4814 nucleotides. RefSeq names its product F-box and leucine rich repeat protein 4 (gene FBXL4). Gene Ontology annotation, molecular function: protein binding. The coding region runs from base 920 to 2833 and encodes 637 amino acids. The transcript has 10 exons. Gene Ontology annotation, biological process: SCF-dependent proteasomal ubiquitin-dependent protein catabolic process. Lineage: Eukaryota; Metazoa; Chordata; Testudines; Dermochelyidae. The record is from RefSeq and is a predicted model, not a curated record. Gene Ontology annotation, cellular component: SCF ubiquitin ligase complex.
CGCUCAGCUCCCGCGGCGGCUUCUUUCCGUUGGGAGCCCCCCCCCCCCCGCCACGAUUGUGCGCCCAGCGGGCCGGCGCGCGCCGGGACUCUCGUGCGGCUGGUGUCAGCGCGCGGCGCGGGCCGCUCCGCCCUGCGGACGGGUCUGUUGGUCUACAUGUUGCUGAAUGAAUAGUUCCCAAGAGCAGUGAGUCUACCCCAGAAAGCUAACAAUCCAUGAACUGUACAAAUACAGUGCUACUGAGCAACAGGUAAAGAUAUCCAAAACAUUAAUUCACAAACUAACUACAAAGGAAAAGCAAUUCAGUAACUGGAAGAAAAGGUGAGGACAUAAUUGUGCUAGGCGUUACUUGUUAAAAGAAGUACUGAACCAGAUUUGAUGUAAAACACCGUGCAUACAGACUUCUGCUUCUGACACCGUCACAGAACCCUGAACACCUACCUUGUGUCAUGGCUGUAUAGAAGACAUUCAUCUGAUAUUAUUAAUGGACUCCAAUGAACAUCAUUUUGGAGUCCACUGACUUUUAUAUCAGGGGUGCAUGCUCUCAUGAAGGGUAGUGCUGAAAGUUUUACAUUGAAAACAAAAUUUUUGUUACUACUGCAGGCUGGUUAUCUAACAGGAAAAACAGUUUAGUUUUUGGCUCAAUUUAACUUCCAGAAAACAGCCUUUUUUUUUUUUUUUUUUAAUUCAGUGGCCCUAUAGAAACCACUUGAUUUUAGAUUUUUAAUGACAGCGUUGUCUUAAGAUGACAAAUUAGAAUGAGUAAAAGCAAAUAGGUUUCCUACUGGAAAAAUUGUCUGUGUUGACCAUGUUUAGCCAUUCUGUUUUAUUCAGCUAUUUUUUUUGAAAUAUCCCCCAAAGAGUUAAUGCACCUUAUAUAGGCUACCUGACCUUUUGCAGCUUCAUAAUUCAUAUCUAGAUGUCACCGGUGUUCCCCAUGUUAACAGUUCUCAGCAUGUUUUACUAUAUCUGUCUUCGGCGCCGAGCCAGGACAGCUACAAGGGGAGAAAUGAUGAACAGCCGGAGAGCUAUUGAAUCAAACAGCCGAGCCUUACCUAUCAAUGUGGAAGUAGUCCAAUAUGCCAAAGAAGUGUUGGAUUUCAGUUCUCAUUACGGUAGUGAAAACAGCAUGUCCUACACCAUGUGGAAUUUGGCAGGUAUUCCAAAUGUGUACCCCAGUUCUGGUGACUUCACUCAGACUGCUGUGUUUCGAACUUAUGGAACUUGGUGGAAUCAGUGUCCUAGUGCCCAGUUGCCAUUCAAGAGGACUCCACCUAACUUCUAUAGCCAGGACUACGUAGAGCUUGCUUUUGAGGAGCCAGUUUAUCCCACAGCAGUUCAUGUUCUGGAAACAUAUCACCCUGGGGCUGUAAUUAGGAUUUUGGCUUGUUCUGCAAAUCCCUAUUCCCAAAAUACACCAGCUGAAGUAAGGUGGGAAAUCCUUUGGUCAGAAGCACCUACCAAGGUGAAUUCUCCUCAGGCUCGCCAGUUCACACCUUGUAUUAAACAGAUUGACUUUCCCACAAAUCUAAUUCGAUUGGAAGUAAAUAGUUCCCUUCAGGACUAUUACGCUGAAUUAGAUGCAGUAGUACUACAUGGUGUGAAAGAGAGACCUAUACUUUCACUUAAGACUUUGAUGAUAGAUAUGAAUGAUUUGGAUGAAGAUGAUGAUGAAGAAAAGAAUGACUGUGAAAUGGAUAGUCUUAAUAAACAGUUCAGCGUUGCAGCCCUCAGGGAAUGGACAACUAAUGGGUAUUUUGAUAAACUGCCUUAUGAGCUCAUUCAGUUGAUAGUGAGUCACCUUACGGUACCAGAUCUGUGUAGACUAGCACAGACUUGUAAGCUACUAUAUCAGCAUUGCUGUGAUCCUCUACAAUACAUUCACCUCAGUUUACAACCCUACUGGGCAAGGAUAAAUGACACAUCUCUGGAAUACCUACUGUCUCGCUGCACUCUCGUCCAGUGGCUGAAUUUAUCUUGGACAGGAAACAGAGGAGCCAUAUCUGUUUCUGGAUUUAGCAGGUUCCUGAAAGUUUGUGGCUCUGAACUAGUGCGCCUUGAAUUGGCUUGUGGCCAUUUCCUCAAUGAGACUUGCUUAGAGGUCAUUGCUGAGAUGUGUCCAAACCUUCAGGAAUUAAAUCUCUCCUCCUGUGAUAAACUACCACCUCAGGCUUUCAUCCACAUUGCCAAAGCAUGCAGUCUUAAGCGUCUCAUCCUUUAUCGAACAAAAGUAGAGGUUUUGCCUAGAGGGAUUGAUUCUCUAUGUUUUGAAUCUGAUUACCCUCAAACAGCACUGCUCAGCAUUCUGAACUUCUGUUCAGAGCUUCAGCACCUCAGCCUUGGUAGCUGUGUCAUGAUUGAAGACUAUGACCUGAUAGCAAGUAUGAUGGGAGCAAAGUGCAAAAAACUGCGUACUCUGGAUUUGUGGAGAUGUAAAAACAUUACUGAAAAUGGAAUAGCAGAACUGGCUUCGGGAUGUCCCCUCUUGGAGGAGCUUGAUCUUGGUUGGUGCCCUACACUACAAAGCAGUACUGGCUGCUUCACAAACCUUGCGCAUAAGCUCCCAAACUUGCAAAAGCUCUUUCUUACAGCCAACAGGUCUGUGUGUGACACGGACAUUGAAGAACUUGCUGCUAACUGUACUCAUCUUCGGCAGUUGGACAUACUGGGGACAAGGAUGGUAAGCCCUGCAUCUUUAAGAAAAUUGCUGGAGUCUUGUAAGGAUCUGUCUUUACUUGAUGUGUCCUUCUGUUCACAAAUUGAUAAUAGAGUUGUCCUCGAACUGAAUGCCAGCUUUCCUAAUGUGUUCAUAAAAAAGAGUUUCACUCAGUGACUCACUACGUAUGCUGGUAUGGAAUUCAUUUGAUAGUGUUGUUUCCUGUGAAUUUGUGAUUACAUUUUUCUUCAAAAAAGAAAUAAAAAUCGUCCUUAAAAUAGAGGGAAAAUGUUAACUAUAUUCAUGAAAUGAGUACAUAUUAUGUAUUUGGUGGGGAGCUCUUAUUCUCCUGUAUCUAGUAAUUGUUUUCCCUUUGUUAACUGAUGGCACUUUGUGUUUAAAUAGCCACAUAUGUGGUCUAAAUUAGAGAAGAUGAAAAAAAUAUUCUUGAUGCCCUUUUAAAAAAAAUGUGUACAAUAAGAUGCAUUAAAAUCCAGGUGAAAGUGAAGUUUUAACAUUUAGCAAUAGAGGAAUGAUGGGAGUGUCUCUGUCUUAUAGGUUGUAGUGUUUUAGUUUUGGUUUGUGACAUAAGACCUUGUGAUCUGGCCUGUAAUGUGCUGUUUGAAAAUUGUUUAAGCUAGUGUAAGAUCAGACUAGACUGAAAAGCCACUUUUUCCUCUCCUUUUGUUGACAGUGACUGGUAUCUAUUUUAAAACUCUGAUGUGUCUGCUAAGAGGUGUUUUUUCCCUUCAAAUGGAUGAAAUGCGGCAAUGUUUUACAGUCCAGCUUAAAUGACAAAACAGAUAAAUACAAAAACUGACCACAUGAGUUUAUAGCAGAAACUAAAAAGAAAGAAAAUUACCUGCUUCCUCCUGUACUGGAUAUAAAAUUUGUGUCAGGUACUUAUUGUCAUAGUUGAUAACACACACAAAACCCAAAAGCAAUUUUCUUUUCAAAUUUCUUUUAUGUCAAAGUGUGUUGACUUGUGGUACAUCUGCCUUUCAUGUGAAGUAAUAAUAGUGUUACUCAGGAUAAUGUAUUAGAAACUCUUCCUUAGUUGGAUACAUACCUACUAUCAGGUUUAAAAACAAAUAUUUGGUGUUCAGUAAAAUCAUGAUGAAAAUGUUGAGUUUGUAAACCAAAGGCAAUGUGAUUUGGCUAUGUACUAAUUUAUUCUGAGAUGGGUUGCAUUUUUUUCACCACAAGAGAUAAUAUCUUUGAUAAUCUAAACUCCCUUAGCUGCUGUUAAGUCUUUAGAGGAGAGAGAUGAUGAUGUUAUUGGAUGAAUGGUUUUCUUCUACUUUUUGCACUUCUCUGAAUGAGACAUUCUUUCCUCCAUAAUGGCACCAGUGCUAUUCUGAAUUGGUAUUUACAUUAUGUACUCAUAUAUGAAAAACUCCUGUCUCUUUAGACACUAUUAGUGAACACAGACCACCAGACAUGAUCUCUCAUUUGGGAUCAGCUCCGUUAUUGUCACCUUUAUAGCAGAUGCUAUACAAUGUUUCUUCUUGUCCAUUGGAAAAAUAGGCAUAACAUUUUGUGUGGAAGAAGGCCAUCACUAUACAGAAGAUCAUCAGCAAAGAAAAUUUAAACUGAUGCAGUAAAUACCUGUCCACUGGAAGAGAAGUGCCUCAAAGCAUCAAUGAACCAGUGACCUCUAUGGACCUAAAUUAGUAUUUCUGAACUCUCCAUACCAAUGCCAAUGUUUUAUAAAUCAUUUCGUGAAACAACUAAAGACCAUUUUUCUGCUUUUAUAAACCUCCAUUCUGAUUUAAAUUGUACACAAUCUUGUAGAAAAUCCCAAAUCCAAAGAAAAGUGCACAGAUGUCUGUCAUUCACACACAGAUGUCACCAUGUGAUUUUUAGCUAGGUGCCUCCAUUCUGUUUGUCUUUCGGGUACUGAAGCUAUUUAGACAUGUUUCAGUCUAGACAUCUCUUCAACUGACAGAUGUCUGCCCUAGAGUCACUCUGUGCAAGAUCUCAUUUUAUUUUGGGAGUGCUUCCUUCUUUAAACAAAUUUUUUACUUUAAACUUAUUUUAAUAUAAUGUAUUUACAAUGUAUUGAAUAAUGUCCAAUGUAUAAUGUAAACCUAUUUUAAUGUAAUGUAUUUACAGUGUAUUCAUUGUAAAUGAGAAUUAAACAUUUAUGUCCCAUUUA